This is a messenger RNA of Sclerotinia trifoliorum, 1782 nucleotides long. The record is from the annotation of a GenBank genome assembly. NCBI's taxonomy places the organism in Eukaryota, Fungi, Ascomycota, Leotiomycetes, Helotiales, Sclerotiniaceae.
AUGCAAGAUCCACCCCGAAAACGUGUACGAGCCCGAAAUGCAUGCGACAGUUGCCGUAAGCGGAAGAGGAAGUGUGAUGGCGCAGCACCAUGUUCUGAAUGCGCAGGCUAUGAAUAUCCAUGUAGCUUUUCUAUCAAAACAACAACGGUUAGCCCUACGGAUAAAGCAAAUUCAUCUCACGACUCGAUAUCCAAUGGAGGACAACCUCACAAUGGUACUACAACUAGUACAUCAAGUGCUGAACCCUCCGCCCUUACAACAAAUGAAGAAAAUAAUUCAAAUUUGGCUUUUGUGAUUAACGCAAAAUCAAAAGGAAACUUAACGAAAUUAUUUCCCGAAGAGAGCACCAAAAAAGGCACUGCUAACAAUGAAUCCUCGAAUGAUUUAUCGAUUUUGGAGCCAAACAAGUGCAGAUUUACCAAUGCAAAUAGUGCCAUUGCCUUCCCGAGAUGUCUAGGAAUGGAGAUGGAGAUGGUAACACCUCCACGUCUUCAUAGUUACGCAUGGAAUACCGGGAUUCGCACAGAAGUACCAAGACCGAAUCAUAUGCGUUUGCAUGAAUUUUGUUGUUGGGCAUUUGCAUCCUCAGCAAUUGAUGUUUAUUUUGAACAAAUCAAUCCCGUUUUUGGAAUGCUAGAAAGGGAAGGGUUUCGGCACAAGUGUGAGCUUUUCUGGAAAGAUGACACGGGAAGUGUUGGAUUCGAGGCACUUAUCUGUGGAGUUGUGUCUCUGGGUUCUUUAUUUACGAGACGGAGCGGAUGUGUGCUUGAGUGUAAUGUCUUCGAGCAUGGUCGAUGCUUACUGGAGCAGGGAUCACAGAGGCAUGGCGAUAUGUCUCUUGACCAUGUGAUGGCAUGGACUUUACGGGCUCUUUACCUUCGAUCGACGAGUCGUCCCAAUUUGUCUUCAUUGGCAAUAUUUACGACGGUCCAUUUAGCUGAAUCAAUUGGCCUUCAUCGAGAAUUGGAUAGCGUCGUAUUCGCCGUUGAUGGAUCGAGAAAGGUUUUCACUCCCGACAUAUUAGAAUUACGUCGGAGGGUCUUUUGGAUUGUGAUGUCAUUGAAUCAAUUAUUCGCUGCCGAAUAUGGUCGUUCGAAAGUUUCCUUGGACAAUGUGAGAUGCCGAAAACCAAUCGCCAAGGAAGGAGAUUCUAUCGGCGACUUGAUUGCAAUGACAGAACUACUAUCUUCAUGCUCUAACCCACGCGUUGAACCUGAUUCUUUGCGAGUAUCAAUCGAAAACCUAUCGAUCUUACCGUGUAAUAAUCCAGGAUUAGCCCUAAUCAAGGCAGAUGUUGUCUUGUGUAUGUCUCGAAGACUUCAUCUGACCUAUUCAAAGUUCUCUUCAGGUGUCUUGAACACUAUCAUGAUGAUUCUCCGCGGUGCCUUUAAAGAAUCAGAAAAGCUUUCAGAAAGAAAACUACCAUGGUGGAACGUAAUUAGCGUUCCAUUCAAUACAGUUUGUCUUCUCUUGUCUAUUAACACGCGCCAAAGUAUAUCCCAUCUACCCCAAGCCAUGCACACCCUAGAAACUGUUAGCAAAUUAUGGGACAGCCAUCUGUCAAGAGAGGCGCUACAAACUGCACAAAUGUUGGUUAAUCGAUUCGUCGAGAUAAAACGCGAAGAUCAGGUGGUUUUGGAAUCUCUCCAUCGGACUGUUGAUCACCCUUGCGCGUCUUCGAGUAAUCAGAAUUGGACGGGGACUUUUGGUAAUGAUUUAUUUGGGGGGUUAAACGGACAGGACUUUGGUUGGGCACAGUUUUUCGGCGAUGCUGUGGGUUAG